AUGGCUCCUAGGGUAAAUUCUAAGGUUUCUAUUGCAAAAUUGAGCACCCAUGAAAUACAAAAGAAGGAUCUAGAGCAACAGAUUAGCCAGCUGGCAGUCGACCUCAGAUGGGCUGACUUAAUCGAGAAUACCCGAAGAACCCGAAAAUUCACGGCCAAAGGCGCUAGAGCUAGAACUAUCGGAACCUGGAAAGGACGCACUAGAGCCACAUCGAAACGUCUAAAGAUUAGGGUCAAUCCGGAUUUGCUCCCAAAGCCACUUGAAACCUAUCCCCAGGAGGAGAACAUCGUAUGUUUCACCUGCGAGUCAACUAUUCCGGGCUAUCAAACGGUGACACUCAAAUGCGGCCAUAUUCACUGCCACACUUGCUUACUUAUAAACUACGAAACGGUUCUUAAAUUCCCCACCGGAUACCCACCACGUUGCUGUCAGCCUCUCGAGUUUGAAAGCACAGCAUUUAAUCUAUCCGCGGAACAAAUCGAAAGCCUCCUCCGAGCGAAGGCCCAGCAUGAAUCAACAAGAAUUAUCCCGUGCGCCUAUUGCGGAGAGGACCUGUUCGACGCCAAGGCCUUAAUCUCAGAGUCGGCGGCGUACUGUUUAAGCUGUAAUAAACUUACAUGUACAACUUGCCGAAAGGAGAUGCACAAAGAUGUAUGCCCGGAGUCACAAGGAAUGCUUGAAUUUCAGAAAGCCGCCAUAAAAGCGAAAUGGAACCAGUGCCCCAAGUGUAAUCGCAUUAUAGAGAAGAGCGGAGGGUGUAACCAUAUUAGUUGCGAGUGUGGACAAAGCUUCUGUAGCAAGUGUGGAGAGCCAAUUCGACUCGAGGAUGGUUGGGGUUGUCGUUGCAUCGAAAAGGUAAAGCCUAGAAAAAUAACCUUCGGAGAGUCGUUUCAACCAGCAACCGCAGAUAGCUUUACUCCUAUCAAAGGAAAUUACAAAAAACUGCUCUAUGCACAUAAAAGGGCAACGAUUAAGAAACAAACGAGGUUUCUCGAGUUGGGAAGUUCAAUUAUGGCUGCUAAACAGGAAAACGAGGAUAACUCAAGAAUGGUUCGGGAGCUUGGCGAUCUCAGAGCCCAGCUGGCAAGGUUGAAGCGAGAAAGGGUUACUCAGAAACUUGAUGGGGACUGCGAGAAGGCUACGGUUGAAACAGAUGACGAGACUCUGAGCGUUGAUCAAUCUGUGGGGGAGAAGGAGACAAUGGAGGUUGUUCAAAGCCCUGUUCAGAAGAAAAGACCCACUCUUCCAAGAAACAAAGCUUCCAAGUCUUAA
Orbilia oligospora ATCC 24927 is the source of this 1272-nucleotide messenger RNA. RefSeq lists its product as uncharacterized. Gene Ontology annotation, cellular component: ubiquitin ligase complex; cytoplasm. NCBI's taxonomy places the organism in Eukaryota, Fungi, Ascomycota, Orbiliomycetes, Orbiliales, Orbiliaceae. The transcript has 3 exons. Gene Ontology annotation, biological process: protein polyubiquitination; ubiquitin-dependent protein catabolic process; positive regulation of proteasomal ubiquitin-dependent protein catabolic process. The coding region runs from base 1 to 1272 and encodes 423 amino acids. Gene Ontology annotation, molecular function: ubiquitin conjugating enzyme binding; ubiquitin protein ligase activity; zinc ion binding. The record is from RefSeq and is a predicted model, not a curated record.